AUGUUUGCUGCAGCAACUAAAAACUUCGUGAAGCAGGUUGGAGACACAGGGAGGCUGAUCCCAGUCCCCAGUCUAAGCGAGGCGGACCGCUACCAGCCCCUCAGCCUGGUGACCAGGAAGAGAAAGAGACAUUUCUGGAAGAAGAACAAGUACGCAUCCACGCCUUUCUCCCUGAAGGACAUUCUUGUUGGAGAAAAGGAGAUCACGGCAGGAGUGUCCUCUUAUCAGCUCCUCAACUACGAGGACAAGUCUGAUGUAGCUGUUAACGGUCGCCUAGGUAACCACAUCAUCAACGAUGUGGGGUUCAACAUCAGCGGGUCGGACUCUGUGGCCGUCAAAGCUUCCUUUGGCAUUGUGACCAAACACGAGCUGGAGGUGCCCACGUUGCUACGGGAACUUAACUCCAGGAAAGUGGACCUGGACCACUGCUUGGUCCGACAGUCCAAGGAGAGCGGACGAACUGUCCUCUGUGUUGUUGUUGAGAGCAUCAGAACCACACGCCAGUGCUCUCUCACCGUCCAUGCUGGCAUGCGAGGGACAACCAUGAGGUUUCAGAUCGAUGACGGCAGGAACCCCAAAGGUCGGGACAAAGCCAUUGUCAUUCCGGCUCACACUACCAUAGCCUAUGGGAUCUGUGAGCUGUUCAUCCGACUGGAUGGGCGACUCGAUAUCUGUGUUGCUCCAGAGUCUCAGGGUGGGUUUGAAAGGGAACAGAUCCGGGAACAGUUGGGGGGAAUCGUCGGUCGUUUCUCCAUGGGUCGACUGCGCCGCUUCCUGUCUGGGAUCAUCUACGGAAAUCCCUUCAGAGCCGAUGAGCGAACGUUCGAGGAGCUGACCCACACCGACACCUACAUGGACGACGCGGUGGCCGACUACUACGAGAAGGCGGCCAGCAUGACGGACGUGUCCACCGCCUACCUGAGGGAGAGUUCCCACACGCGAGUCAACCUCCUCAAACACAACAUCCCCAAAGGUCCCUGCGCGCUGUGCGGCAUGGGAACCCAGCGGCGGGAAACCGUCUACGGUUGCCUGGAGUGUUCCACCGGAGGACAGAAGUACGUGCGGCUGCACGCGGUGCCUUGCUUUGACCUGUGGCACAAAACUCUCAGGUGAAAAAGGAACGUUUUUGGACAUCUUCGUUGAUGUGCCUCGGAAGAAGAAUCCAAGCAUCACAGUUUAAAAAUU
This is a messenger RNA of Nothobranchius furzeri (turquoise killifish), 1185 nucleotides long. It is a transcript of the gene pjvk, whose product is annotated as pejvakin. Gene Ontology annotation, biological process: programmed cell death. Gene Ontology annotation, cellular component: cytoplasm. The record is from RefSeq and is a predicted model, not a curated record. Lineage: Eukaryota; Metazoa; Chordata; Actinopteri; Cyprinodontiformes; Nothobranchiidae.